CUAAACCACUCCCUUAAUUUUCUACUUACGAACCCCAAAACUUUCAGCCUUCAUCCAUGGGAGACAUGGAACCCUUGGUGGAUCGCAGCACUAAGUUGGCAAGAACCAUUUCUCACGCACAAGACGAGCUACACAGCUUCAGAACAUGCCUAAGAUGGAUGUGCGUCGACCAAUCCAACAUAUGGAUGGCUUGUCUGUCCUGGUUCAUGUUCAUCGUGUUCGGUCUCCUUGUUCCUUGUGUGUCCCAUUUUUUAUUAGCUUGUCCCACUUGUGAUGCUACGCAUGCAAGACCCUACGAUUGGGUGGUCCAGCCGUCGUUGAGCAGCGUCUCGGCCUUGUCUUUCGUUUGCUUGACGGGGUUCGUGAAAAGAUAUGGUCUGAGGAGGUUCUUGUUCUUUGAUAAGCUAUGUGAUGAGAGUGAGACUGUUAGGAAAGAUUACAUCGUUCAGCUCAAUAGAUCACUGAAGAUUGUAUCUAUUUUUGUCCUCCCCUGUUUCAUAGCUGAAACAGCAUACAAAGUAUGGUGGUACGCCUCUGGUGCAUCCCAGAUCCCUUUCCUAGGCAUCAUGUGGUUGAGCGACAUGGUAGCCUGUUUCAUGGAGUUAUAUUCGUGGCUCUACCGGACCGCCGUCUUCUUCCUCGUUUGCGUCCUGUUCCAACUCAUCUGCAACCUCCAAGUUCUCCGGCUCCAGGAUUUCGCUCAGGUUUUCCAUGUUGAUUCGGAUGUCAGUUCGGUCUUGGCCGAACACCUUAGGAUCAAACGGCACUUGAAGAUCAUCAGCCAUAGAUAUCGUGCAUUCAUAUUAUGGUGCCUCAUUUUGGUCACCGGCAGCCAAUUCACUUCAUUGCUUAUCACUACAAAGGCUGAUUCUGAUCUGAAUAUUUAUAAAACCGGAGAACUUGCCAUGUGCUCUCUAACUCUUGUCACGGGACUCUUAAUAUUGUUGCGAAAUGCUGCAAAGAUCACACACAAAGCACAAUCUAUCACAAACCUCGCUUCAAAGUGGCAUGUUUGUGCAACAUUAGACUCCCGUGGUGUGAACGACAUCGAGACGCCGAGCUCCCCGGCCAUCCACGCCUUGCAAGAGUUUCCUAAUGACCGUGAAUCCGACUGCGACGAUGCCGGAGAUGAAGAAGAUGACUUGGAAAACAACAAGUUGAUCCCUGCUUAUGCUUAUUGUACCAUUUCAUACCAGAAGAGACAAGCUCUAGUGACGUACUUCGAGAACAAUCGAGCUGGGAUUACAGUGUAUGGGUUCAUGUUAGAUAGGAGUACUCUACGCAUCAUUUUUGGUAUUGAGUUAUCGCUUGUUCUAUGGUUGCUUGGGAAGACCAUCGGCAGCCGUUUGGUUAACGCAGUAUAAUAUUACAUUUGAGUAACAGUAUUUAGUACGCCUAUGUUUCAUUACUCGAUUUGCUUCAUUUGUGUAGAAUCUAAAGUUUUGCCAUUUGAUUUGCAGGAUAUGAUUGCGUUUUCCUCUGUCUUUUGACUGUUUUCAUUUAUUUCUUUUAAGGGUUGAUUAGACAUCGUCACGGUUGAUCAAGAUGACGUUUAUCUGUUAUAUUGUUAAUUUUACAUGCUUUGUAUCAUCGGAUUGGACU
Molecule: messenger RNA, 1602 nt
Organism: Hibiscus syriacus
Lineage: Eukaryota; Viridiplantae; Streptophyta; Magnoliopsida; Malvales; Malvaceae
Exons: 4
Coding region: 57-1364 (435 amino acids)
Source: RefSeq, a predicted model, not a curated record